AAGGGCAUUUAAUUUCUAACAAAAGAGAGACCAUUAAUGCGGUUUCACGUAACCCAGUCCGGCAGCAAGCACUGAGUUUAGCAACAGUAACAGAUGGGGUUAAACAAGAUAAAGCUGCAAUCGAAAAUAAAAUCAAUUUAUUUUCUGAAUAAAUUGCUGCAGGCUUUCAGGAGCUCCAGGUCAACAGCAUCCAAUCAAGUCCAAUGGAAGCAACAUCUAGGGCAUCAAACAUAGGAAGAUCAGUCUCAAAUUCCAGGAAUGAUUACAGAAAGGAAUCGGACUCCUUAAGCAAAACAGAAAUUCUGGAAAAAUUAACUCAGGAUCUUCCAUCCAUCCCUAAUCCAUCUUCAAUAAUUGAGUCUCCAAGCCACGACAACCAUUCCAACUUAAUAAAUCCUGGAAAAAAUAUCGGAGAAACUAUCAAAGAUUGCCCUGCCCAAUCAAGCCUGCAAACGAUGCAAGAAUCUAUAAAGAUUUCAACAUCAGGCUUUCUUGAUGCUGCUAAGCAUUCAGCAGUUCUCUUUAAAGAUGAUAGUCAAUCUACAACCAAAGGGCACACUCAGAAGAAUCGAGCCAAAACAGGAUUCCACCAUGCAGAAUUAACAGCAACUCGUGGCGUCCUAAAAGCAAGAAAUUCUCGGAAAGUAAAAAACCUCAAAGUCAACAAAGAAAAAGGAUGUUUUAGUCUCGGCCUGGCCCAUUAAUCUCAAACCAAAAGCCGAAAAGGCAGAAGAUUUUCAUCUUCAUGGAUCUGACGCCACUUGAUUGCAAUAAUAUCCAGAAAGCGCACAGCAAGAUUCUAAGCGCGAUUCCUCUAGAAGCCCUAGUCGUGGUCGUUCUUUCUCAAAAAGCCGAAGCUGCAGUCGCAGCCACUCUCGUGCUCGGAGCAAGAGCCACAGAACCAAGCCUUUGCGCAAGUCACCUGCAAAGAUAAGAUCAAAUUCUCCUCCUCCUUCCCCCUCUGCAUCAAGGUUUUGCUCUUUGUCAGGGUAAAUUACAGUUGCCGAGUUGAUAUUGUGCCUAGAUGCUGAUGAAGACUCCUAUCAAAUUUAAGUCUAGUUGUGAAAAAAAUAUCUUUUGAAGUGCACCAAUCAUGCUGGAUUUCAUGGCUAAAGAUUGGAACCAUUUUACUCGUGAGUUGCUCCUUAUCUAUGGCGUGGAACCGCUAAAAGGACAAUAAAUUAUUUAUAAUGAAAACCAUUUCCGUUAAAUAUAAAAAUGGCACCAUCCACUACAUUGGGGGAUUUCAAUGCUGAUACGGUAGUAGGAACUUGUGUUAGAAUGCACUAGGUAGUAAUGAUUAGUUAAAAACAUGGUAAUUAAGUGGUGAAACGCGAUGCAAGGCACAAAGAGGGAUGACACCAGAACCCGAGUUAACAAUGGCGGGACUGAAGUGGGUGUGGUGUUAUGUCCUUGUACCGAAGUAGGGGGGACAAGUUGAUAAGUGGGCACGUGAAAUUGUCAACUCCAAACAGCGAAAUGUGGGAGGAACAUAAUUCUCCUUCCGUCAAGUCUCUUGUCACUCCUCUACCCUUUGAUGAUUGAUGACGAUUCCAUUGUGUGUGUGUGUGUGGUCGUGGAUCAGAUAAAUUUUAUCUUUUCUUUGUGGUAAUGCCAUACUUCGCGUAAACCUUUCUUCCGUAAGGAGAAAUUAAAACAAUUGACAAAGGCCAUAUGAUCCUAUAUUUUUAUAAUCAAUGUGUUGUGGUGAAAAUUAAUUUUGAUUGCACGUGCAAGUGACAACAUUCCACAAGGAGCCUUUCAUUCUCUUGAAUCUGUCGUGACAAUUCAAUAAAAUACAAUUUACCUUCUGUUAAGAUCCACUUAACCCAAAUUUAUUAUUAGUUUAUUUAAUAGGCCUAAUCCACACCUUAGUCCGUAAAGUAUACCCUUUUUUCAUUCUGGUCCACUUUAGUCCUAACAUUAUCAUACAUUCUCGGAUCAAUUCCUAAUGUUAGGGAAUGUGUAAUAACAUUAGGGGCUGAAGUGAGAAAAAUGUAUAGUUUAAGGACUAAAGUAGGGAUUAAGCCAAUUUAGUAAGAAGAUUGACGUUGUCUCAAAAAGAAAUAAUUAAAUAAAGGAAAAUCUACUGGACUAGAGAAAUCCUAGCUUAUUGUGUCAGUACUCAGCGCCCACAAACCACAUAUCAAAAGUAGCUUAUAUACAAGUAGGUUAAACCGUCGAAACAAAAUGCUACCUCCAUGCCGACGCUCUUUCACCGCCACCACUCAUGGUACCACCCAAGGCUGAUCUUCUAACUCAUUAUUUCCUAAAUCUGCCGUUCUUUUUUAUAUAUAAUAGAUAGAAAAUUGAAGACACCAGCGAUACCAGAUUCUUACCUCUUUUUUUUUUUUAUUUCCCAAUUUAAGCCAAUGACGGAAACGACGUCGCCGUUCUCGAAGCUCCCUGAGGACGUCGUUUUAAAUAUAUUUUCGAAGCUCGAAGAGGAUCUCGCUAGCUGGGCAAGUCUUGCUUGUGUCUGCACCAGAUUCUCUUCUCUGAUUCGUAAUACCUGCUUGAAGCUUAAAUGUUCCAAAACCAUACCCGCCGUUUCCGCCGACCUUCUCUCCUCUUCCUCCGCCCCACCCGGCGGUUGGGCUUCUCUUCAUAAGCUGUCUGUCUGCUGUCCAGGCCUCCUUCACGCCGGUGUCCUUCUUGACAACUCUGAUUUCGGCCUCGAACGCGAGCUCGGCCCUGACGAGAAUUAUCAAAGGCCAGCUCAUUCGCAUCUCUCGACGCCGUCCGCUGACCCUAAUUCAAGCAAAACGGAAUGUAAUUCCAAUCCGAACAUGGAAACGGACGUUCCCGGCUCCGAUUGUCCCUGGUCACUUUUCGAUGAUCUGUAUUUCGACACCGUUUAUAACGCGUCCGAUUCGAUGGACAGCUACCCGUCGGAAACUAUGGACACCGCGACGAUCAAAACGGGGCGUGAAUUUCCCGUUUGUAAAAGAAGGAAGAUUUCAAGAUCCCUAAGGUCCCAUUUAGCAACCGGCGUUCGGAACUUAAGCCGAGAACAAGGGAACAAGCUAUUGGCGAGCCGGUUCCGAGGUGAUUGCUUAUACAUUUGCGAUUGGCCUGGGUGCGUCCACACAGAGGAGAAGCGAAACUACAUGCUGUUCAGAGGGGUUUUCAAGAAUUUCAAGAAAUCCCGUGUGUGGAGGACUAUAAACGACGGGAACCGAAGCAAGAUCGAUCUGGACUGCGCGUUUUGCUCGUGCAAGGAGACGUGGGAUUUGCACUCUGCCUUCUGUCUGAGGCGGGUUUUCGGGUACCAUGACGAUGGGGAGCCAGUUGUUCGAGCUUUCGUCUGUGAGAAUGGACAUGUUUCUGGUGCUUGGACUGAUUUGCCUUUGUACACUUGAAUACCAAUUAUUUGCAGUUCAUCGAGACUAAAAGUAAGCUAUUUUUAUUUAUUGUAAUAAGAGGAAUUGGGUUUGAGAUAUAUUUAGUAUUAUUGGGUUUGAGAUAUGGAUUUAUAUAUAUAUAUAUAUAUAUGAUUCCUUAA
Messenger RNA from Gossypium arboreum, 3505 nucleotides. Its product is annotated as phytochrome A-associated F-box protein. Bases 2373 to 3362 code for a protein of 329 amino acids. The transcript is spliced from 4 exons. The record is from RefSeq and is a predicted model, not a curated record. Gene Ontology annotation, molecular function: protein binding. NCBI's taxonomy places the organism in Eukaryota, Viridiplantae, Streptophyta, Magnoliopsida, Malvales, Malvaceae.